Messenger RNA from Coturnix japonica (Japanese quail), 2311 nucleotides. NCBI's taxonomy places the organism in Eukaryota, Metazoa, Chordata, Aves, Galliformes, Phasianidae. The record is from RefSeq and is a predicted model, not a curated record.
CAGAGCUCACUUGGACUGUGGCCAUUUUGUAAUUGAAGUCAGAUCUGCCCUGUGAAAAGACCAGAGGGAGACACCACCCCACAGAGGCGCUGUGAAGUGAGGCCCCUCCAAAGGAAGGCUGCUCAGAAAGGAAGACUCAUGGAUCUCACAUCCACUGUCAUCAUCCCGCUGCUUUUUGGCAGCCUGGGGCUCUUCUCCCUUUUCCGGCUGCUGCAGUGGAUGCGGAUGCGUGCUUACCUCCGAGGAGCAGUGGUGGUGGUCACAGGGGCCACCUCUGGCCUGGGAAAAGAAUGUGCAAAGGCCUUCCAUGCAGCUGGCUCCAAGCUGGUGCUCUGUGGCAGAGAUAGUGAGAAACUCAAAGACCUGGCACAGGAACUUUCUGCCAUGACUGAUCACCGAAAGAACAUACACAAACCUCACACUGUGGUGUUUGACCUCUCGGACACUAAAACCAUACUAAAUGCUGCUGAAGAGAUUCUGAAGUACCUGGGUCACGUGGACAUACUGAUCAACAACGCAGGCAUCAGUUACCGAGGCACAAUUGUAGACACAGGUCUGGAUGUGGACAAGAAAGUGAUGGAGACGAACUAUUUUGGUCCCAUAGCCCUCACCAAAGCACUUCUCCCCUCCAUGAUCAAGAGGAGACAAGGCCAUAUUGUGGCCAUCAGCAGUGUUCAAGGCAAAAUAAGCAUUCCUUUCAGAUCAGCAUAUGCUGCCUCUAAACAUGCUACCCAGGCCUUCUUUGACUGUCUGAGAGCAGAGGUUGAGCAGUAUGACAUUGACGUGACAGUUAUAAGCCCUGGAUACAUUCAAACAAACCUUUCUCUCAAUGCUGUAACAGCGGAUGGAUCUCGCUAUGGAGUUAUGGACAAGAACACCGCUGAAGGCCAGACGGCUGCAGAGGUCGCUCAGGUGGUUCUCUAUGCAGUGGGGCAGAAGAGGAAGGAAGUCCUUGUAGCUGGCCUAAAACCCUCCCUGGCUGUAUACCUACGAAACCUCUUUCCCAGGCUUUUCUUCAACUUAAUGGCAACUAGAGCAAAAAAGGAGAGAAAAACAAAGGACUCUUAGAGCUCAGCUCAUUUGAGCAGUAACUGUAGGGAGAGAGUAACGUCCUGCAGUUUGGCUGGGACAUCAGUGGAAGUGGGAAAAACCUUUCUCUAAAUGCUGCAACUUACCAUUGCAUGGAGAGUGAGAAGCAGUGUUCCUCACGGCAGGGCAGGCCCACAUGACAGAAGACAGCACCUAAACCUCUCUGAAGAAGGGUUCUUGGAACACAAAGUGUGGGAGCUGAGGCUACAGGGGAGGGUAAUUGUAGGUAUGUGCACACUUCACAGCAGGAGAAGCCCAUGUGCUGAAAGACACCACUUUACCUCACCUCACCCCAGGCACACUCAGCUUUACUGCCUGCUACAAAUAAAACCCACUUGGUUUGCCUUCAUGCACCCCGUGGCCUCUGUGAAAUACAGUCCCCAGCUGAGAGCUCGCAUGAUCAGCGUCUCCUUCUCCCUCCUUCCAAUCUCAUCCAAAACACAUUGCUUGAAGUGGAAAACUUCUGAGCCUCUGCUUGUUCAUGUGCCAAACCAUGAUAUGUUAAACUAAAGCUAAGUCCAGUGCCAUUUUAAAAAAGUAAUUGAUGUAGAAUGCAGGUUUUCUUUGGAAAUGAUGUUAUCUGUCUGAUUCAUGCCUCACUGUGGUGUGGGUCCGAGACACUCUGUGCUACCUGACAACACAGCAUUAACACAACACAAGUUAAUGCAGGAGUGGCACCAAACAGAUUAAAAACAGCAGGGCAGCUGUUAGCUGAUAGCACACCUGGCCCACCUUCCCAAAGCACAGAGUAGGUGUGAUUCCUCAGCUGCCAGGCACAUCAUCUUCCUGGCAAGCAGAGAAGGAUUUGUGGGUAGGGUCCCAGUUGCCAAUUGGGAUUGAACAUCCAUGGAGGGAAGGAGAGCUGCUUGUACAGAUACUGCAGGUUUCAAGGAGUCCUUCAGCCUGAAGGAAUGCCAUGCUCCGUACUUCACCCCUUUGCAUUUUCACACUGCAUAAAACCUGUACCUCCUCCUAGAGGAGAUGUAUCCUGCCCUGUAUGAUCCCAGCAACGUUAGGAAAAAAAAAGUGGAUGCACUGAGGUAGUUCAGAAAAGGCAAAAAUAUAUAAAUUGAAAGAAAGCUUAUAAGGUCUAGACCCCUGCUGCCACCUCCAUGCACAUAAUCCAUGCUCCAUUAGCAGCACUCUCCCUGUGUACUGCCUUGUAUGUCCUGCCUGUGAGUGUGUAUCUGAUGACAAAUAAAUGACAUUGCCAUGAACUGCA